Pogona vitticeps (central bearded dragon) is the source of this 2531-nucleotide messenger RNA. RefSeq names its product basigin (Ok blood group) (gene BSG). Lineage: Eukaryota; Metazoa; Chordata; Lepidosauria; Squamata; Agamidae. Gene Ontology annotation, molecular function: cell-cell adhesion mediator activity. The record is from RefSeq and is a predicted model, not a curated record. Gene Ontology annotation, biological process: dendrite self-avoidance; axon guidance; homophilic cell-cell adhesion. Gene Ontology annotation, cellular component: plasma membrane; axon.
UCGAAUCCCCUCGCUCCCUCACUCCGCCGCCGCCCCUCCUGAUUGGACGUCCAUCCCGCCUUUCAGCACCCGGGCACCCAAUCGGGAGGAAGGGCGUGCUUGGGGGGGUGGUCCCUCCCUCUCGCGACCCUCCGGCGGGAGCCUGGGCUAAAGCGGAGAAAGGCGCCGAGCGCCAAGGCAGGAGGAGCUCCGGGCGGGACGGGAUGUUGCUGACGCUGCUGGGCCUCGUGCUGGGCGCCCUCGGGGGCGCCGCGGCGGCCGCUGGCUUUAUAAAGUCGCCGCUCUCUCAAAAGCAGCUGACAGACGACAGCGUGGAACUCUACUGUGAGGCGGUCGGCAGCCCCAUCCCCGAGAUCCAGUGGUGGUACGAGGGGGCUGAUCCCAACGACACGGCCAUCCAGCUCUGGGACGGGGCCUGGCAGGACCGGGUCAAAAUCAACGCCACCUACAAGCAGCACUCCACCAGCACCAUCUCCAUCGCCAACCUCACGCUCAACGACUCGGGCACGUACGAGUGCCGAGCGAGCAAUGACCCCGACCGCAACCAUUUGUCGAAGAGCCCCAAAAUCAAGUGGAUCCGUUCCCAGGCGAACGUGAUUGUCAUUGAGCGACCUCAGAUCUCAUCUACUCCAGAAGUAACGUCUGGCUCAAAUGUGGUUAUUUCCUGUAACAUCACUGACCCACCGUCACCCAUCAAAAGCCACUACUGGAUGAAGGGGGAGACGAGGCUGGAUUCGAACGAGACGGCUUUGGGGUUCACCUCAUACAUGAUUGCCAAAGUGGACCCUGAAAGCUCGGGAGAGUACCACUGCGUCUUUGACACCGUUCCCAUCUCAAGAGCGACCGUCUACGUGAAAGUUAAGCCCCAUGUCUUCGCCUACAAGAAGUCAGAGCACGGGAACGAGAAGGACACAGGCGUGCUGACCUGCAAAAGCCACUCUUACCCUCCUGUCACCCAGUGGUCUUGGUUCAAGGUGGUGGAUAACGUGCCGGAGCCCAUCGUCAACGGCUCCGAGGAGCGGUUCUUCAUCAAGUCGGAAGGCAACCGGACGGACCUGCGGAUCGUCUCCCUGGACCUCGAGAAGGACCCGGGCGAGUACAUGUGCAACGGCACCAACGAGCUGGGCGAAGGGAGCGCGGUGGUGAGCUUGCGGGUUCGCAGCCGCCUGGCAGCCCUGUGGCCGUUCCUGGGCAUCGUGGCCGAGGUGCUGGUCCUGGUGACGAUCAUCUUCAUCUAUGAGAAGAGGAGAAAGCCCAACGAGGUCCCUGACGAUGACGAUGGAGGGUCCGCACCUCUGAAGAGCAACGCUGCGAAUCACAAGGACAAGAACAUCCGCCAGAGGAACGCCAACUAAGCCGACAGCCAGGUGACGGGCUAGCUGAGCCUCUUGCUUAGAUGUCUCCCCUCUGUGUGCCUGCUGCACCGAGAAUUACGCUAGCACAUCCUCACAAAGAGUGGUUAGCUUUCACUUUUAAGAGAAACUUAAGCCUGUAGAGUAAACAAAGAAAAUUUUCUCUUUUUUUAAAAGGAAAAAAACAGUUGGAGGCAUUUUUUUUAACUUGAAAGUUUUAACUUUAUCACCUUUUUUGUAUUGUUUUUGUUUGGCUUGUUCUUUGGGGGGGCUUCUUGCCGUAGGUCUCCCUAUUGAACCUCGGGUGUGAAGGGGACUGGAACUGAGGAAAAGACGUAUAGAAAGCAGAAAUAUAUGUAUUUCUGUCCUCCGUGAAGCCAUUCAACAACCAGCAACCUCUCCUUGCCCCCGCCCUCCCGGCGCGCACACACACACACAUACACGCACUCCGAGAAGUGAAUAAACCUUAGUCAGGCUUCGUGAGGCGCUCUUUCCUGCCUUUAAAACAUCAGGGCUCUGUGUGUGGCAGGGUUGAGACUUUGAAAAUCACACUCCCUGCCUUUAUGUUGCACCCUUUGAGCCGGACUGCUUUGUUCCGAGGCAGAUGGGAGCUGCUCAAGCUCUUGCUGGAGUUGCGAUGGGUGUGUGUGUGUGUGUUUGGAUUUCCAUUGCCUGGGAGAGACUCCUGGCAUUUACAGGCCAGGAUGGUUUAUAGAUUGGCCCAGCCCCCCCCCCAAAUAAAGCCAGUGGCCCUUCCUCUUUCUUCCCGGGGGGGCAGGGGACCCCAUUCCCUGCCCAUUGGCCUCCAGCAGCUCUCACUUUUGCGUCAUGAGAGAAAGAGCACGGGCACACGCACACGAAGAGAGAGAGGCGCGCCACAUUUCUGGAAGACGAAAGGGCCGCUUCCUCCGCACCUGGCCUUUUGCUGCCCGGGAGGCCGAGUCCCAUUUCCAACCUGUGGGUGCCGCCUCCGCUACUGUGAUCAGCGGGCCCGGAGCCCCAGGGUGCUUUCUGCUGCCCGACUCCCCUGAUGGAGAACUUUGCUCCUUCAACAGCUUCCCGAGUCCGGAAAGGAAGAGGAGGCGCUCACUCCACCCAGGCCUAGGCCACUGUUCAAUUUGGUUCCCAUGCGAAUAGCUCAUGUGCUGAUUUUGUUCCAAUAAAACAGCCUCACUUCUG